AUGCUAAAAGGACAUCUUGCACUUGAUAGCGAAGAAAAACUCACCGCUCUUGGGGAAUGCUUAGCUCAGCUUCCAGUAGACGUAGUAAUUGGCAAGAUGUUGAUCAUGGGAACGUUGUUUGACUUGAUUGAACCUAUUCUCACGAUAGCCGCUUGUCUUAGCGUUCAAAAUCCCCUGACGCGACACGCUUUUGGCAAUGAAGACGCUGUAGCGCGUCUCAAAGAGCUCGAGUCUGAUAUCGAAAUUAAGAACGACAAAAAAUACUCGACGAAAAAGUGGUGUCAAAGACGAGGAAUCGAAGAGCAACGCUUAUACGAAAUAGCCAAUUUACGAAAGCAAUUCAAGCAGAUUCUGAGCGGACACGCUCUUCUUAAUAAUGAAACUGCACGUAUAGCGGAGUUGGACGCCAUGGACUCGAAAGAGAGAAAACUGCGCCAUGGACAAAUGAAGAUGUUAAAAGCUCUGAAGCGAUCAGCGAACGAGGAGCAGAAGAAGCAAAAAAGGCUAAAAUACAAUGAUGGAACACGGCUUGAAAUGGCGCUCCCGGAUGAGGACGAACUUGAGGCCGAAGAAGCGGCUAAAAUUGACAUUACGGACUUGGAGUUCCGAAUGAAACACGACGUUUCGAGAAUAAAUGACCACUCUGCUGCCCACCUAACACAAAAAGACCUGCAAAUGCUACAAAUUCUCAUCUGCGCUGGACUCUACCCUCAAGUUGCCAUUCAGGACAAAAACAACACUUAUUCUGCUGAACAAGAGCAAUUAUUUCACACCAGAGAUAAAAAUUUCCUAACUCUCCAUCCCACUGGUUACUUCGCUAACAAUCCGAAGUCGCUCGAGCCUAAUGGCAAAGAGGAACCUGAUCCUCUCCAGCCAGAGAAAAAACGUCUGGUUUCUCAUCGCCACCAACUUCUCGCUUUUCACAGCUUACUGGAAACAUCUAAGCUCGGAGUUCCGGCAUUACACUCGGUGCUACUGUACUCUUCCGAGUUAGACACGUCCGGUAGUUGCCAGACAAUCGUCGCAGAUCGAUGGCUCGAGUUCCGCAUUCAUCAGGAAGGUGCAGGAUGGGAUAUCAUUGAGGACACUAUUUCCAUCAGAAAAGAGAUAGAAUCCGUCCUAAUCGCCAGACUCGUCGAAAGAGAUGUUUCAGAAAAGGGAGCACUGGAGAAAAAAAUGCUAUCCUUCGUUAAUAAACGUGUGCGAUACUCUGUGAGAAAGCUCGGACCGGCGGAGCGGACAGAACUACAUGUAGGCCCAGGAGAAAAUAAUACGAUGGGCGACGAGUUCGGCGUGGACCUGUCGGAUGCUCAGCCGCACCCAGAGAAAGGAGGAAUCAUGUUGUCGUCGUACCUGACUUUUAACUCGCUCUCGCUUUCUGAAGAUGGCCAAGAUGACAUUUACAUCUCCUCUCUUCGAACGUUCUGGACUUGCGACAUUUGUGAACUCCAUCUGCCUCUUACCUUUCAGGAGCGGACUUUGCAUAGAAAGGAGUGCGAAGAGAAGCAACGUGAGCAAGAACAAGCUCAAGUUGCGGCGAUGGAAGAGAAAUUGAAGGCAGGAGAGGAAGAACACAAAAAGGGCUCGUCCCAGUUUCAUUGCGAUAACUGUUCACAAAUUUUCUACUUUACUCCUAUCCAGAUUUUGAAGCACAGAAAGACUUGUGUCGAGCAGUGA
This is a messenger RNA of Oikopleura dioica, 1677 nucleotides long. NCBI's taxonomy places the organism in Eukaryota, Metazoa, Chordata, Appendicularia, Copelata, Oikopleuridae. The record is from the annotation of a GenBank genome assembly.